Messenger RNA from Amblyraja radiata (thorny skate), 2289 nucleotides. RefSeq names its product transcription factor 19 (SC1), like (gene tcf19l). Gene Ontology annotation, cellular component: nucleus. The record is from RefSeq and is a predicted model, not a curated record. Lineage: Eukaryota; Metazoa; Chordata; Chondrichthyes; Rajiformes; Rajidae. The coding region runs from base 227 to 1534 and encodes 435 amino acids. Gene Ontology annotation, biological process: regulation of gene expression. The transcript is spliced from 3 exons. Gene Ontology annotation, molecular function: protein binding.
ACGUGACCCUCCAGUGUCCCCCCCCCGGGUUUUGAUGACGUAGUGUAUCGGUGGGGUCGGGGAGCGCGGGUUUUGAUGACGUAGUGUAUUGGUGGGGGUCGGGGAGCGCGGGUUUUGAUGACGUAGUGUAUUGGUGGGGUCGGGGAGCGCGGGUUUUGAUGACGUGAGGGCGGCCCGGCUCCCGCCCGCCCGCCAGCUGUGGGUGAGACAGACAGACAGGGCGACGAUGCUGUCGGAGGUGCAGCCGUGUCUGCAGCUGCUGCGGAUCGGCCCCGGGCCCCAGCCCAGCCCCGGCUCCAGCCCCAGCCCCAGCGACCUCUACACCUUCCUGCCCCGCGGCCAGCGCUGCACCUUCCGCCUGGGCCGGCAGGCCGACCUGACCGACCUGCGCCUCAGCUCGGGCCGCGCCGACCAGCUCAUCUCCCGGGUACACGCUGAGCUGCAGGCCCACAGGAGCCCGGCCGGGGAAUGGACCGUGUACGUCCUGGACAGGAGCACCAACGGUACUUUUGUGAAUGAUGUCCGCAUACCCAAAGGCCAAAGGACGGAGAUGGCGGAUGGAGACACGGUGACCUUCGGCCACCCGGAUGCGGUGAACAUCCCGGAGGGUUGUGUGGCAAGUCAGCAGGACUCCGAGUUUUACUUCCUGUUCCAAAAGGUCCGGGUGCGUCCGGCGGACUUUGACGCCAUAACGCUCCCGAAGGUCCAGGAGCAGAGCGGAUUCCGGCCCGUCCGUUCCACGGACAAGUGCAUCUCUCCGCAGGGCGCCAGGAUCCGCAGCUUCACCGAGGCGCCGGCGGCUUCGCGGGCCACGCUGAUCCUCAACUCCAUCGGUAGCAUCAGCACGCUGAAGUCGCAGCUGCCCCCCUUCCAGUCCGAGUGGGGGGGCGGAGACGCGGGGGGGAUCCCGGGCAAGUUCCGACGCUUCUCCCUGGACGGACGCCGCCCGAGCGACUCCGCGGCUGCUCCUGCCGCCGUCCCUGGCCCGACGCGGCCGGCAGCCAAACACCGGCGGAAGACGGUCCACACUGUCCUCCCCGACAUCGAGCUGGAGGAGGAGAUACAGCGGUUUUCGGUGGAGGUUCAGCAAAGCGCCACCAGCCGCCGGCACUGUAAGUCCGAGUCUGACGUCGACCCUGAUCUCCUACGGCAAUUGACUCUGGGCGUUCGGGCACUGACGCCGCCCGGUCCAAAGCCAACGGUCAAGAAGCACAAACAGGAGCACAGUGCUCAUAUUCUCCGAAGCCCAACGGAUAAUGCCCACCUCACCCCCACUGGGAAGAAGCGGGGGCGACCACGGAAGCACCCUUUGGGCAGCGUUCCCCUUGGCUCCAAGGUGACUUGUCAGGUCUUCAGCCGCACGCUGUACUCUGCCGAGCAGUGUGCAGCCGAGCAGUGCCAGCUGCCGCAGGAGGACACCCUGGAGUGGGUGCAAUGUGAUGACUGUGACGCUUGGUAUCACACGGAGUGUGUCGGCUGCAACUACACUGCCAUGAAGGAGUCAUCGGCGGAGUUCCACUGUGGCUGCACGUAAUGGCCACCUGGCGUGCGCCAAAAGACAAAAUAUCCCCCCCACCCACCGCCCGCCCGCCGCCUUCCAGUCGGGCUUUACCUUCAAGCUCUGUCAGCUUGAGUGAAAACGCCAGUGAUCUUAAAAGUCCCUUUAUCCAUCAUUUCCUUCCAGCGAACUCCACACUUUAAAAGGGCCGUUGCGUUUAAACUGGGGACGUGCUGGCCACAUGGCGGCCACUGACAAGCGGAACCCCGACGAGCGAAUUGAAACAAAAAGGCACCAAGUGCUGGAAUAACUCGGCUGGGUCGGGCGGCAUCCCCGGAGAACGUGGGCGGACUGGUGCUUUUUUGAGUCGAACCUUCCUGGAACUGAAAUGUUGCAAUUUUAGUUGGUUUUCUCCAAAGGGGGACUCUACUACAUUUGCCUCUGUGGUUGUAUCCACCCAGACGAAGCCUGUAUGGCAACCCUCAGACAUCAUCAGCAUGGUCUUCAAACUUUGAAAAAUGCCUGUGAAGAUCUGAGGAAUUUAAUUUCUUUGGCUGAAUCGGGCUGGAUCAAAUUGCCCGCAACUUUCUUUCUUCCAUUUACAGAAACUAUUUUCAUGCCACGAGAUUGACGUUCUGAACACAUCUUUAAACAGAAAGAGGGAGCAGGCGUUACUUUUGCUGAAUUCGGGGCAUUAUGGACUAAAGGGCCUGUCCCACUUGGCUGUCUUUCGCGCGCCAUUUAAGCGACCUGCUAGCGUGUGGGUAGUGCGGUGGCGGGCGCAUGGAGUG